AUGCAGGAAAAUGGGCCCUGUCUGGUCAAUGAGGAUUCCAAUUCCACGGAGCUCAAUCCUUGGUCCUGGAACAAUUAUGUGAAUAUGCUAUACAUUGAUCAACCCAACCAAGUCGGUUUUAGCUAUGAUGUCCUGACCAACGGUACCUUUGACCAAGUCCAUGGUGCCUGGAACCUGUCGGAGUGGACGGGAGUGCCCGAGCAGAACAACACCUUCUAUGUCGGCACGACAGCCAGCCAAAACCAGUCAAUGGUGGCCAAUAGCACGCAAAAUUCCGCGCGGUCCCUGUGGCAUUUUGCUCAGACCUGGUUUACUGAAUUCCCACAUUACAAGCCCCAUGAUGAGCGGGUUAGCAUCUGGACGGAGUCAUAUGGUGGCCGCUACGGCCCAGCUUUCACUGCAUUCUUCCAGGAACAAAAUGAAAAGAUCAAAAAUGGUAGCAUCGAUACCCCUGGGGAGUCACACUACAUUCAUCUCGAUACUCUGGGCAUCAUCAACGGCUGCAUCGACCUCCUGGUGCAGGAACCCACGUAUCCAGUGAUGGCCUACAACAAUACAUACGACAUCCAAACAAUCAACAAAACAGUUUAUGAUAACGCCAUGGAAGCAUGGAAUCGGCCUGGUGGGUGCAAGGAACUAAUCAUGCACUGUCGUGCCCUGGCCUCGGAGGGCGACCCACAGAUGUAUGGCAACAACGCAACCGUCAACAAGGCAUGCCACAACGCCGACAGGGUCUGUUCAAACAACGUCGAAGGCGCAUAUGUGGAAUACUCCGGCCGCGGAUAUUACGACAUUACCCACAAAAACCCAGACCCCUUCCCACCGUCCUACUUCCUCGGCUGGCUGAAUCAGCACUGGAUACAAGGCGCACUGGGCGUUCCAAUCAAUUUCACCUCGUCAAGUGACGGAGCCUACAAAGCCUUCAGCUCCGUCGGAGACUAUCCCCGCUCUGACGUGCACGGAUACCUCGAGGACCUGGCGUACGUCCUCGAUUCCGGUGUCAAGGUGGCCCUCGUCUACGGCGACCGCGACUACGCCUGCAACUGGAUCGGAGGCGAAGAUGCGAGCUUAUUGGUCAACCAUGCUGAAGCUGCUGCUUUCCGCUCCGCCGGGUACACGCCUCUCCGCACAAAUUCGUCGUAUAUCGGCGGUCAGGUCCGGCAGCAUGGCAACUUCUCUUUCACCCGUGUCUACGAUGCUGGCCAUGAGGUCCCGGCUUACCAGCCACAGACCGCGUAUGAGAUCUUCUACCGUGCGCUCUUCAAUCGUGACCUGGCUACAGGUAAAAUCGAUACCGCGCGUAAUCGCUCAUAUACUACGGAUGGGCCGGCAUCGACUUGGCAUAUUAGGAACAAGGUUCCGGAUAGUCCAGAUCCGGUCUGUUAUAUCCUUGCGUUGGAGUCGACGUGCACUGAGGAUCAGAUUGCGAGUGUAGUCAAUGGAACUGCAGUUAUCCGUGACUAUAUCGUUGUGGAAGGAGACUCGAAGUAG
Molecule: messenger RNA, 1491 nt
Organism: Penicillium bovifimosum
Lineage: Eukaryota; Fungi; Ascomycota; Eurotiomycetes; Eurotiales; Aspergillaceae
Gene: cp1
Product: putative carboxypeptidase S1
Exons: 1
Coding region: 1-1491 (496 amino acids)
Biological process (GO): proteolysis
Cellular component (GO): fungal-type vacuole
Molecular function (GO): serine-type carboxypeptidase activity
Source: RefSeq, a predicted model, not a curated record